Messenger RNA from Gasterosteus aculeatus aculeatus (three-spined stickleback), 2403 nucleotides. RefSeq names its product folliculin (gene flcn). Gene Ontology annotation, biological process: negative regulation of transcription by RNA polymerase II; positive regulation of transforming growth factor beta receptor signaling pathway; positive regulation of TORC1 signaling. Gene Ontology annotation, molecular function: GTPase activator activity. Lineage: Eukaryota; Metazoa; Chordata; Actinopteri; Perciformes; Gasterosteidae. Gene Ontology annotation, cellular component: cytosol. The record is from RefSeq and is a predicted model, not a curated record.
GCGCGUGACUCGGUGUCAUGUGACCGGAUCUGUUGUCCGGAGCCGCACAGAUGAAAAACACAACGAGGAAAGUGUACAAAAUCUAAAUCGGAGACCCCGAAGAAUCGUGGCUUUUAUUAAACGGGCGGUAUCAAGAAUUGAGUUGGUUUUGUAUCACAUUUAAAAUGCGGCUUUUUUUGACGUUUCGAACCAUGAAUCUUCCCUUUGUAAAGUAACUUUGCUCUGUGCUGAAGAUGAACGCUCUGGUUGCUCUCUGUCACUUCUGUGAGCUCCAUGGACCUCGGACGUUGUUUUGCACCGAGGCGCUGCACCCUCCAUCCCCCUCGUCCCACGCAGGUGCCCCGGUGCCCGGGGACAGGGACAGGGACAGGGAUGGUGACCGUGAAGGCGAAGGGCUGACCAUGAGGGCCAACAGCUCUGCCACACAGAGAGGAGAGAUGUGUGAGGGAUGUCGAUCUCUUCCUGCGUCUCACCCGGGAUUUAUGAGCAUUGACGAGGAAACGGGAAUCCGCUUCCUGAGCCACCAACAUCCCAGACAGCCGCAGCUGUUCAGCGUGGUCCGUCAGGCCUGCGUUCGCAGCCUCAGCUGUGAGGUAAACAGUGAUGUACGUCUGCGUGUGUGUGUGAGUCACACAUCUGAUGCACUGAAUAAACGUCCCGCAUCCACAUGUAUACACAUCUUCUUAUUUGCUCUCCGUCCGUUUCUCCAGGUGUGUCCCGGCCGCGAAGGACCAAUUUUCUUCGGAGAUGAGCAACAUGGUUUCGUGUUCUCGCACACCUUUUUUAUCAAAGACAGUCUGGCCAGGGGCUUCCAGCGCUGGUACAGUAUUGUCAUGGUGGCAAUGGAUCGGAUCUACCUCAUCAACUCCUGGCCUUUCCUGUUACGCCACCUGAGACUGACUAUACAGAGCCUGCAAAGCACAGCCUUAAAGGUGUUCGAAAAUGAACAAGGAGUUUGUCCCCAGCGGUCAGUGAGGAUGAACAGUGUGUUCUCACCUGCAGUUUUCCCGCACCAAAGGAGCGGCAACGCAGCCCGAUCGCUGACUUCCCUCACGCAGCAUCAGAACCUGUGGGCCAGCCUGCACUCCUCCUUCAGCUGGCUGCUGAAGGCGUGUGGUUGCCGUCUGACAGAGAAGCUACUGGAGGGAGCCCCCACUGAGGACACACUGGUGCUCAUAGAGAGACAGACAGAGCAAGAGGAGGAGAUGAGCUGCUGGGAGGGAGCAGAAGGAGGCUGUUCUUCAUCACAGCCGCACCAGUUAGAGAGCGAGCUGGGCCUCGACUUCCUGUGUGAUAAUGACAAACCAACUGAAUUACCCGGUCCAAAGUUUACGUCCCUGAGGCACCUGAGACAGGUUCUCGGGCCUGGUGAGUUCCGACAGCUCGUGUGGCACGUGCUCAUGGGGAAUCAGGUCAUAUGGAGAGGCGCUGACCCCGGGCUCAUCCAGUCCGCUUUCACGGUGCUCAAGUCUUUGCUCCCGGUCGGCUGUGUGCGCUCGGUGCCGUUCAGUGCCCAGUACGAGGAGGCCUACAAAUGCAACUUCCUGGGUCUAAGCCCAGAUGUGCCGAUUCCAACGCACGUCAGCUCCUCAGAGUUUUCAGUGCUGGUGGAUGUCGGUCCAGACAGAAGCUGUCCCAUGUCAGCCGCCGGGGAGGAAGAUAUCUCUUCAAUUUAUCAGUUCGCCAUCAGCAGUGCCAACACACAGCCCACAGACAGGGGUCCCGCAUUAUUAAACAAGCUUGAAGUAGCUCUGUCCAACGAGAACUUGUCCGUGGACGUCGUGUCUCACUGCCUGUUGUGUCUGAAGGAAGAGUGGAUGAAUAAAGUUAAAGUGCUGUUCAAGUUCUCCAAAGUGGACGGGCGAGGGAGAGAGGACACCCAGAAGGUCCUGGCCCUCCUCGGCGCUACGGGACCGGGCGAGGAGGACAACGUCCGGCUGCUCAAGUUCUGGAUGACGGGGCUGAGCAAGACAUACAAGAGCCAUUUAAUGACAGCCGCCCGAGGAGGGGAGCGCAGCCCCAGCCAAUGAAGGGAGGGGGCGGCGGAGGCGGGGGAGGAUAAAGGGAAAUAAAGAUGAAGGGAUUCUAAUAGAAGGGAAAGCGAAAGCUUAUUCGGGGCUUUCGGUGGAAACAAAACGUAAUGGGGAUGGAUGACGGAGGGGCUUCGGCUCGUCCCGUGUUAUUUUUAAAGUAAUUUAAGGCUCCUAACCUUGAUUAUUCUGCACAGAUUAACACAUUUGGUCAGUUUAGAUAACGUGUGGGGGCUUUUAUUUGUCAAAGGGAAUUAUUGUAGAAGACCUCAUCCUACUAAUGUUUAACUUGUUACAAACAGACUUUGCACUUUGUUUACUCUUUUUUUUUCAGACGUUUUUAAAAUGAAAAUAAAUUAAUAUGAAUAACGUC